AUGGAAAAUAAAAUUAAUCUAUUUUUUUUUAUUAAAAUUGCGGUUAUUAUCUUUUUAAUAUGGAUAUAUCGUUUUAAUAGCGAAGUGAGCAACUUUUGUAAAUAUUUGGAUAAGAAGGACGUAAUUGAUGAAAAAUUAUAUACAAGAAAUUAUCGCCUACUAGCAAAGUAUAAAAAGGAAAAGUAUUCAAAUAUCGUAAGGACAAAAGAAGAUAUUUUAAAUAAUGGAUAUUACGAAAUGAAACACAUAUGCAGGAAUGGAAAGGUAUCAAAAAAAAAAAAUAAAUUGCCAAAAGUGAGUACAUCAAAUAGUUUAGGAGAUUAUAAACAAACAGAGAAAAGUAAAUUUUAUGAAUAUAAUAAGGUUAAUACCUAUAAUAGGAAGAAAAUGUUAGACAAAAUAUAUUAUAAAAAUGUACUUGAAUAUAGUAAAAAUGCUGAUUUUAGGUUUAUAAAAAAAUUUAUACAAAGAAAAAAUAUGGCAAUUUUUGCUUUAUAUAUCUUACAUUUAGCAGUUGGUGUAUUACAUGUUAUAUUAUUUAAUUUUCUUACGAGUAGCGGUAAAAAUGUAGUAGACAUUAUGAAAAUGUUUAUACCUUUAUAUAUAUUAUGGUUUAUAAUUUUAGUAAGGUUUUUUUACAACUUAAGGGAAACAGGAAAAUAUAAAAAUUUAUUACAUUUAAAAAGUAAAAUGAAUUAUACCGAAUAA
This is a messenger RNA of Plasmodium malariae, 708 nucleotides long. Its product is annotated as Plasmodium exported protein, unknown function. NCBI's taxonomy places the organism in Eukaryota, Apicomplexa, Aconoidasida, Haemosporida, Plasmodiidae. The transcript is spliced from 2 exons. The record is from RefSeq and is a predicted model, not a curated record. Bases 1 to 708 code for a protein of 235 amino acids.